Molecule: messenger RNA, 1875 nt
Organism: Pseudovirgaria hyperparasitica
Lineage: Eukaryota; Fungi; Ascomycota; Dothideomycetes; Acrospermales; Acrospermaceae
Exons: 3
Coding region: 1-1875 (624 amino acids)
Biological process (GO): regulation of DNA-templated transcription; DNA-templated transcription
Molecular function (GO): DNA binding; DNA-binding transcription factor activity, RNA polymerase II-specific; zinc ion binding
Source: RefSeq, a predicted model, not a curated record
AUGCUCGUUGGACAUUAUGAAGCUUCAAGCGUUGCUGAGAAACCAGAGGUCCAGCUUACCUGUCUCCAGUGCCAACAGCGCAAAAGAAAAUGCGACAAGAUGACCCCAUGCCAAACAUGCGUCCGAUCUGGCACACAGUGUACCCCUGUUUCACGUACUCGACUUCCUAGAGGUCGACAUGCCCUUCAGCGAGACGGAAAGGACUUGCGACAACGAGUUGCGAGACUCGAGAAGCUGCUCAUGGACCAAAAAGACAUUACUCACCAGUCACACCCAACGCCGCCUUCAGACAGUGAUGACACAGCCAGCACCGAGCGUGCACAGUCCGUGAUCGAUGCCAAAGCCGAAAUCGCCGGGAUCAAGGAUAUACUCCAUGAUCUCACGGUCGAUGAACCUGAUGAUCCAGUCCAGAACGCGCCGGAUUUAUAUCAGCAGCAUAGUUUUGAUUUAUUACUUUACGGAGACACAUCGUGUUUUGUUCAGCCAGAUAUCUUAAAUCGACCGCUUGUAGAUAUGGCCUCAGCCUUGCUCGACAUCUAUUAUCAUCGUGUUCACCCCAUUUUCAAACCUACUCACCGAGACGAAAUAUACAAUGUUGUGCUCAAUCCUCAUGCGUCAAAAGGCACAACAUCACCACGUAGUGAGGCAUUGGCUUUCGCUGUGAUGUACACCAGUGUGAGUAGUAUCGAUGACGAAGAAUGUUUUGUAUGGUUCAAGGAGGACAAGUUAGUACUCCGUAGGCGAUACCGUCUGGCGACCGAGGUAUACCUCUCCCGGGCUGGACUGCUUGCCACAACCGACCUCAUGGUUUUACAAGCGUACAUCAUUUAUCUUGUGGGAUACCAGAUCGAGUGUGGAUUAAGAAAAGCACACUCUCUUCUCGCAAUCGCAGUGCGAAUCGGACAAGCACUCGCUUUGGAUACGGACGAAGGCGAUGCUCAUCGUAUGCCUUACGAGAAUGAAAUGAGACGUCGAUUAUGGUACUCUAUAGGAAUUUUGGACCUUCGAGCUGCUUUCGGACUUGGGUUACACUCGGCUCUCGGCGGCGGAGCACUUUUCAUAUCGCCACCGUUGCACAUCAACGAUUGGGAUAUUUCUCCGCAGGACCACAUACCACCUGAGCCGAGACGUUCCUUCAGCGAUAUGACGUACUGCUGCGCAACCUACGAGAUGCUCAUUCAUAUGCGAAAGGUUCUGCACGUACCCAAAGAUGUCGAUGGACGGCCUGUCGUUCAACGAGACUGGCAGUAUCGGUCUGCCAUACCAGGAGAAUGCGCUGCCGCCCUCACAGAAAAGUGUUCUCAAUUUUGCGACCCCAAUCAUGCAUUUCAAUUGCUUACCAAGAAUGCCUGCGCCGGCAUGAGCAUAACCUUACAACUCAUCGCUCGUCGUCCAAUGCAUCGUAUCAAGGGGAUGGUGCCUCCCCCUGAUGAUGAUUUUGACAUUUUGGAAGUGGCCAGGCUCAUACUUGAAAGUAAUCUUCUAAAAGCUGACGAUGCGCGUUUUAAGCCAUGGGCGUGGUUUGCGUGGCCAAAAUGGUACGCUCUGGCCGUUCUCCUUGCCGAGCUCUGCCAACCUAGGACUAACUCUGGAAUCGAACGAGCUUGGGACGUUGCUGAGAGAAGUUUUGAUCUGUUAGGGGCCUCUGAUCAAGACGAAAUCCUUUGGGAUGCAAUGAAGAAGCUCAUGCGCAAGGCUAGAGUGGUCAGAGAUGCAUCAAACGCUCAGGAAUCACACGCUGAGACCACGGCGUCCCCGACAGCCAACAAGGAAUUGCAAAGCACGAUAACAGAGCAGCGAUACUCUCAUGGCGAUCUCACGAAGCUGGAAGAUGCCAAUAUCGUCGGAAGAUCUGGAAAUGCUAUGCUACAUUGA